This is a messenger RNA of Chrysochloris asiatica (Cape golden mole), 546 nucleotides long. RefSeq names its product ADP-ribosylation factor 2-like. The transcript has 4 exons. Gene Ontology annotation, cellular component: plasma membrane; cytoplasm. Gene Ontology annotation, biological process: intracellular protein transport; vesicle-mediated transport. Gene Ontology annotation, molecular function: GTPase activity; GTP binding. The record is from RefSeq and is a predicted model, not a curated record. The coding region runs from base 1 to 546 and encodes 181 amino acids. Lineage: Eukaryota; Metazoa; Chordata; Mammalia; Afrosoricida; Chrysochloridae.
AUGGGAAACGUCUUUGAAAAGUUGUUCAAAAGUCUAUUUGGGAAAAAAGAGAUGCGAAUUCUGAUGGUGGGCUUGGAUGCAGCUGGAAAGACUACCAUCCUGUAUAAACUGAAGCUGGGAGAGAUUGUGACCACCAUCCCCACAAUAGGUUUCAAUGUGGAGACAGUAGAAUACAAAAACAUCAGCUUCACGGUCUGGGAUGUUGGCGGCCAGGACAAAAUCAGACCUUUGUGGCGACAUUAUUUCCAGAACACCCAAGGUCUGAUUUUUGUGGUCGACAGUAAUGACAGAGAGCGGGUCAAUGAGGCCCGGGAAGAGCUAACCAGAAUGUUAGCAGAAGAUGAGCUCAGAGAUGCAGUUUUAUUGGUGUUUGUAAAUAAGCAGGACCUUCCCAAUGCCAUGAAUGCAGCUGAGAUAACGGACAAGCUUGGCUUACAUUCCCUCCGCCAGAGAAACUGGUAUAUUCAGGCUACCUGUGCCACAAGCGGAGAUGGGCUGUAUGAAGGCCUGGACUGGCUCUCCAACCAGCUCAAAAACCAGAAGUGA